UUCGAAGUCUCAACCCACAACUCGGAGUCGGACUCCCUUGCUGAACUGAGACAGGCACCUCCGACAGCCGGAGGCGCAGAGGAGAUCGGAUUUUGACGCCGGAGCUAAACAAUUCCUCCCCACGAUGGGCCGCCGAUCAACCGCGUUGGGUCUUCACGGCCGUCUGAAGCUCAUAGCCUUCACUCUGCUACUGUGCAUCGCCGGUUCUGCCGCGGUUCCCUACAGCGCUCGUAAAGCCGGCAGGUCGUCGGUUUUCUCGCUGUUCAACCUCAAAGAGAAGAGCAGAUUUUGGAGCGAGUCUGUAAUCAGGACCGGUGAUUUCGAUGAUUUGGAGUCUUCCAGCCCGGGGAGAAUGGGUGCUCUGAAUUAUUCCAAGGCAGGCAAUAUUGCAAACUAUCUGAAGCUUCUGGAGGUUGAUUCUAUGUACCUUCCUGUUCCAGUGAAUUUUAUUUUCAUAGGAUUUGAUGGGAAAGGAAACCAAGAAUUUAAACUACAUCCUGAGGAACUUGAGCGCUGGUUCACAAAACUUGAUCAUGUCUUUGAACAUACACGAGUUCCACAACUCGGAGAGAUUCUCUCUCCAAUUGACAAGAUCACUGCGGAUAAACUGCAACACCGCCAUCUUCCCCUUAUCAGUCCCAUAAACUACAAUUACUCAGUUCACGCCAUACAAAUGGGAGAAAAGGUGUCUUCUGUUUUUGAGCAUGCUAUAAAUGUUAUGGCUCGCAAAGAUGAUGUGUCCGACAACAGGAGCGAGGAGCUUGUUCUCUGGCAAGUUGAUAUGGACAUGUUUGAAGUUCUUUUCACUAGUCUUGUUGAGUAUCUUCAACUUGAAAAUGCAUAUAACAUUUUCAUUUUGAACCCCAAGCACAAUGACAAGAUGGCUAAAUAUGGCUACAGGAGGGGUUUAUCUCAGUCUGAAAUUGAUUUUCUCAAAGAGAACAAGAGUUUGCAAGAGAAGAUUCUCCAGACUGGAGGGGUGCCUGAAAGUCUUCUUGCUCUUGAUAAGAUUAAGAGGCCAUUAUAUGAAAAGCAUCCCAUGGCAAAAUUUGCUUGGACAGUAACCGAAGACACUGACACGGUGGAAUGGAACAAUCUUUGCCAAGACGCAUUGGAUAAUGUUGAAAAGUACUACAGAGGGAAGGAUGUUGCUGAUAUUAUUCAGAGCAAAGUUUUACAGCAAUUGAAAAAAAAUGAUGAUAUGAAGCUUCUUCUUGGAAAGAAAUUAAAACGUGGAGAUUUGAGUGGUCUUCAUGCGGAAUGUCUUUCCGAUGCAUGGAUUGGGAGGGACAGGUGGGCAUUUAUUGAUUUGACUGCAGGCCCAUUUUCGUGGGGUCCAGCUGUUGGUGGAGAAGGUGUGCGGACUGAUUACAGCUUACCAAAUGUGACCAAAACGAUUGGUGCUGUAACAGAAAUCUCAGAAGAUGAGGCUGAAGAUCGUCUGCAAGAUGCAAUUCAGGAAAAGUUUGCUGUAUUUGGUGAUAAAGAUCAUCAGGCCAUUGAUAUCCUUCUAGCAGAGAUUGACAUAUAUGAACUUUUUGCGUUCAAGCAUUGCAAGGGAAGGAAAGUUAAGCUUGCUCUCUGUGAAGAGCUCGACGAGAGAAUGCGGGACUUGAAAAACGAGCUUCAAUCAUUUGAAGGUGAAGAAUAUGAUGAAAAUCGUAAGAGAAAAGCUGUGGAGGCUUUGAAACGAAUGGAGAGCUGGAAUUUGUUCAGUGAUACUCAAGAGGAGUUCCAGAACUACACUGUUGCACGUGAUAUUUUUCUUGCACACUUGGGUGCAACAUUAUGGGGUUCUAUGAAGCAUAUCAUAUCUCCCUCCAUUGCAGACGGUGCAUUCCAUUACUAUGAAAAGAUAUCUUUUCAGCUGUUUUUCAUCACUCCGGAGAAGGUUAGACAUAUUAAACAAUUGCCGGUCGACCUUAAAGCUGUGAUGGAGGGGCUUUCCUCCUUGCUGUUACCCUCUCAAAAACCCCAGUUUAGUCAACACAUGUUGCCACUUUCAGAGGAUCCUGCCCUGGCGAUGGCCUUCUCGGUGGCACGCAGAGCAUCGGCUGUCCCAUUUUUACUUGUGAAUGGAACUUACAGAAAGACUGUCCGUUCAUAUCUCGAUUCCAAAAUUCUGCAGUAUCAACUGCAGAGGCUACACGAUCAUACUUCACUUAAAGGAAUGCAUGCUCAUAGCAGAUCCACACUGGAAGUUCCAAUCUUUUGGUUCAUCCAUGGAGAUACGUUGCUGAUCGACAGGCAUUAUCAGGCGAAGGCUCUUUCUGAUAUGGUUGUAGUGGUUCAGUCGGAGACAUCAUCCUGGGAGAGCUAUCUGCAGUGCAAUGGGCAAUCACUUCUGUGGGAUUUAAGGAGCCCUGUGAAAGCAGCACUGGCAGCGGCUGCUGAGCAUUUGGCUGGUUUGCUUCCUCUUCAUCUCACUUACAGUCAGGCCCAUGAAACUGCAAUUGAGGAAUGGUUAUGGUCUGUGGGGUGUAAUCCCUUUUCAAUCACUUCCCAAGGAUGGCAUAUUUCACAAUUUCAUUCCGAUACAAUUGCACGGAGCUAUAUUGUAACCGCACUUGAAGAGUCAAUACAGCGGGUCAACUCGGCAGUCCAUCUCUUAGUUUUUGAGCGUACCACUGAAAAAUCGUACAAAACAUUCCUGUCCCAAGAGCGAGAGCUGGUGAAUAAAUACAAUUACGUGGUCAGCCUGUGGAAAAGGAUUUCAACUGUUUCUGGGGAUUUACGCCACGUGGAUGCAUUGAGACUGCUUAAUAUCCUCGAGGAUGCAUCUCAAAAGUUUGUUGAUCAAGUCAAUACUACAAUUGCACUGCUCCAUCCAAUCCACUGCAUGAGAGAAAGGAAAGUAGAUGUCGUGUUUGAUAUGACUACAGUCCCUGCCUUUGUGUUCGUCGGUGGAGUUCUCUACUUCUUAUUGAGGCCAAGGAGACCGAAGCCCAAGAUCAACUGAUAAACCGAGGGGGAGAGGUUUUUCUGAUACAGUCGCUCAUGGGUCCACAUCUCUUAACCCAAUAUUGUCGAGGAGUAAUAGUCGCUGAUGAAACCCUUGAGGUAGCAAGAGGCAUACUGGCAGCUUUGGUGCCGAGAUGAGAUUUUGAAGGAGUGGAAGAAUUGAGUGGUCUAUAGGUUUUCUCGAGUCUCGAUAGUUUAUUGUGCGCUAACGUAGGGCAGAAAUUUUGGGCCAACACAAAUGUUAUGAGCGGCUCAGGUCUGCUAGUUUUAUGGCAAAUCAUCUCUGGGAUAAUUCGUGCUUUUGAUGGUGUUGCAUCGGAAAAUCAGAUUGAUUCGGUGGUUAUGGCCAACAGUGUCAUUACUUAUAGACAGGGAUCGAGCUACAUUCACUAAAUAUGUUUCUUCCGGUCGAUGGUAACAAAGGCCUGGACCUGCAUUUUUAAUACAUGAAAUGUCACAAAUUGUGGAGGUCUAUGCAUGUUUCCUGAUUCCAGUCAA
Molecule: messenger RNA, 3459 nt
Organism: Punica granatum (pomegranate)
Lineage: Eukaryota; Viridiplantae; Streptophyta; Magnoliopsida; Myrtales; Lythraceae
Source: RefSeq, a predicted model, not a curated record